CCUAUAGGUGCUAAUGCUCAUCGGCCUUCUAUAACUAUUAUAAACGGAACCAAGAGGAAGGAAUGUACUUAGUUUAUGUCUCUGCGAAAGGGGAGGCCGUUAAAACACCCCCAGAGAUAGAGACCAUCGUCACUAAGCACCCCGAUCUGUUCGAGGAGCCUACAAGAGUCGUAGACAAGGAGGUUGUCCAUGCCAUAGAGAUCAUCCCAGGUAGCAAGACGCCUAAGGGAAGAAUGUAUAGGAUGGCUCCGACCGAGUUGGACGAGCUUCGACGACAACUGAAAGAGCUCACAAAGAAGGGGUGGAUUCGGCUUAGCACCUCCCCCUUUGGCUCACCAACAUUAUUUGUUCCAAAUAAAGGGGGAACACUAAGGAUGUGCAUUGAUUAUAGAGGCCUCAAUGCCAUCACCGUUAAGAACGCAGAGCCUCUACCCCGCAUCGACGACCUAUUGGAUAGGGUGCAGGGAUAUAAGUACUAUACAAAGAUAGACUUAAAAUCCGUCUACCAUCAGAUUGCCAUAAGACCAGAGGACCAGCACAAAACCGCAUUUCAGACCAUGUACGGUCUGUACGAGUUUGUGGUGAUGCCUUUUGGCCUUUGCAAUGCGCCGCGUACAUUCCAGCACUCCAUGAUUAGGAUCUUCCUUGACUACUUAUAUAAGUUCGUUGUCGUAUACCUCGACGACAUACUUAUCUUUAGUAAGACUCUCGAGGAGCAUGCUCAGCAUGUAGACAAGGUACUUUCACUUCUUCGGCAGCACAAGUAUAAGAUAAACCUAGAGAAAUGCGAGUUCAAUCGUACUCGAAUCUUGUACUUGGGUCAUGAAGUAUACGCGGAUGGGAUUAGGCCCGAAGAUGUAAAGGUGGCUAGCAUACAUUACCUAGGUGCGCGGAUUUCUGAGUUUGGCUUGUCUGAGGACGUUACUCGAUCUUUGGGGGAAGCCUACAAGGAAGAUCCCAUUACGAUGGACAUCAUCAACAAACUGCAGGCCAAAGAUAAGGCCACCAUUGACGAGUUUGUGAUGGUGGAUGGGUUACUCUCUCUUGAGAAGGCAGGAUUUAAGAGGUUAGUUGUUCCAUCUAAGGAGAUUUUGCGUAGUUUAUUUUUAGGUGAGUGCCACGACGCAACGGGACAUUUCGGCUACAAGAAGACUAGUGCUAACUUAGUACAACGAUUUUGGUGGCCUAACAUGCUGGACGAUGCAAAGUACGUACAGGCCUGUCAGGUCUGUCAGCGGGAUAAGCCGCGGACUCAAGCUCCGCUUGGGCUAUUGAAGCCUCUACCCAUUCCUGCUGGCCCAGGGCAGAGUAUCUCCAUGGACUUCAUGGAUACUCUCGUGACCAGCAAGAAUGGCAAGAGGCACAUCUUCGUCAUAGUUGAUAGGUUCACUAAGUAUGCUAGACUAAUUGCCAUGCCGGAGACUGCCAGGACUGAACAUGUCGUCAAGUUAUUCAUGGAUAACUGGCAGACUGUCAAACACGUCAAGAAAUCUCAGGAAGCCAUGAUUGCUUCUGAGAACAAGCCUCGCCGACAGUCCACAUUUCAGGUAGGGGAACGUGUGUGGGUCGAGGCUAGUGAGUUGGGACAGGAGUUUGGCAUCUCUAGGAAACUAAUGCCCCCGUAUUUUGGUCCCUGGGAAGUCUUAGACAUUCUGGGGAAUGAUUUGGAUGGUCCCUCGUACGUCAUUUGUAUCCCUGGUCACCUACGCACGUACCCUGUUUUUCACGCCUCCAAGCUUGCACCUUUCGCUGAGACAGCACAGUUCCCAUCACGGAGAUCUAUGCUGCCCCCAACCAUGGAUGGCCACGUGGACAUCGACAACAUCCUGGAUCACAGAGACACGCCUGUUCCCAAGCCACCUGGCAGGGGAAGACCUCCUAAACCUGCAAGGGAGUACAUAGUACAUUUCAGGCAUCAUACUGAUCCGAAGGAUGAUCGAUGGAUUUCAAGGGAGGAACUUGUCAAGACAGCUCCUCAGAUCGUGGCAGAUUAUGAGAAGAAGCUAAAGGGGAAGGCACCGGCAUGAAGCAUCUCAACAGACUUUCGAAGCUAAGGGGGAUGGAAUGUGAGGAACGAGCCCUCAAGGGGCCCUGUCUGACAUCACAUGUU
Molecule: messenger RNA, 2110 nt
Organism: Chara braunii
Lineage: Eukaryota; Viridiplantae; Streptophyta; Charophyceae; Charales; Characeae
Source: the annotation of a GenBank genome assembly